AUGGAGAGGAGUCUCGACGGCAGGUCGCCCGCUCCCCUGCUGGUUCGGUGUGCCAUCGCGGUGGAGUUCGCGAGGCGGGGCAGGCUUGUCAUGGGUCUCGCCGUGAUGAUCGGAGUCAGCUGCUACCUCAGGCCCUCAGAGCUCCUCAACCUUACUUCGAACGACCUGGUGGCCCCGGCAUCGCUGGUGUCGCAGUACUGGAGCCUCCUUUUGCAUCCUUCAGAGGGGGAAGAGAGGAGCAAGACCGGCGAUGCGGACGACUCGCUGAUCAUCGACUCGGCCUACAUGCUGCCGUGGGUUCACGACUUCCUCCAGGCCUUGAAGGAGAAGGGCGGCCGGCUGUGGUCCUUCGAUUAUCUCACUUUCUUGGCGAAGUUCAAGACUGUCGCCAAGAUGCUGGGCAUGUCGCACCUUGUACCGUGCCAGAUGAGACACUCGUGGCCGUCGAUAGAUCGCCCUCAGCCAGAUCGCAGCCAGGAGGAGAGUCAGAAGCGCGGAAGGUGGAAGAGCUGGAAGAACCUCGUGCGCUACGAGAAGGGCGCCCGCCUCGGAAGCUUCUGGAACGAGCUCGCUGCCGAGAUGCAAGCACACAUGCGCCUGUGCGAGGACCAGCUCGUCGAGUUCCUCUGGUCGCCCAAGCUUGACGGCACCUACAUGGCCGACCUGUUCUCUGGCUCAGGCAAGGUUGCUCGGGCGGUCACGCGGCUGGGGUUCUCAGCUAAGGCCUGGGACAUCAUCCACGGGCCCAGCCAUGACAUCACGGACCCAAUUGUGCUCCGCCUACUGCUUUCGGACAUCCGUGACGGCAAGAUUUUCGCCGCCAUGAUCGCCCCCCCCUGCACCUCGCUGACUAUCGCUCGAGACAG
Prorocentrum cordatum is the source of this 866-nucleotide messenger RNA. NCBI's taxonomy places the organism in Eukaryota, Dinophyceae, Prorocentrales, Prorocentraceae. The record is from the annotation of a GenBank genome assembly.